Ceratotherium simum simum (southern white rhinoceros) is the source of this 2949-nucleotide messenger RNA. The record is from RefSeq and is a predicted model, not a curated record. Lineage: Eukaryota; Metazoa; Chordata; Mammalia; Perissodactyla; Rhinocerotidae.
CGGCCAUGUCGGUGAGGGUGCGGUUCCUGUCCCCCGGGGACGCGGGGGCCGUGGGGGUCGUGGGCCGGAGUGCCUCCUUCGCGGGCUUCAGCAGCGCGCAGAGCCGGAGGAUCGCGAAGUCCAUCCACAGGAACUCGGUGAGAUCUCGAAUGCCUGUGAAAUCCUCCAAGAUGUACGGCACGCUGCGGAAGGGGUCUGUCGGCCCCGACCCCAAGCCGCAACAAGUGAAGAAGAUCUUCGAAGCGCUGAAGAGAGGCCUCAAGGAGCAUCUGUGCGUCCAGCAGGCCGAGCUGGGGUACCUGUCGGGACGGCACAAGGACACCCACAGGAAUUCCAGGCUGGCCUUCUAUUACGACCUGGACAAGCAAACGCGCUCCGUGGAGAGGCACAUUCGGAAGAUGGAGUUCCACAUCAGCAAGGUGGACGAGCUCUACGAGGGCUACUGCAUCCAGUGCCGCCUGCGCGACGGCGCCUCCAACAUGCAGCGGGCCUUCUCGCGGUGCCCGCCCAGCCGCGCCUCCCGGGAGAGCCUGCAGGAGCUGGGCCGCAGCCUGCAGGAGUGCACCGAGGACAUGUGGCUCAUCGAGGGGGCCCUGGAGGUUCACCUGGGCGAGUUCCACGUCAGGAUGAAAGGUCUGGUGGGCUACGCACGCCUCUGUCCUGGAGACCAGUACGAGGUGCUCAUGCGCCUGGGCCGCCAGCGCUGGAAGCUGAAGGGCCGGAUCGAGUCGGACGACAGCCAGACCUGGGACGAGGAGGAGAAGGCCUUCAUCCCCACCCUGCACGAGAACUUCGAGAUCAAGGUGACAGAGCUGCGGGGCCUGAGCUCGCUGGCGGUGGGCGCAGUGACCUGCGACAUCACGGACUUCUUCACGACGCGGCCGCAGGUCAUCGUGGUGGACAUCACGGAGCUGGGCACCAUCAAGCUGCAGCUGGAGGUGCUGUGGAACCCGUUCGAUACUGAGAGCUUCCUGGUGUCACCCAGCCCCACGGGCAAGUUCUCGCUGGGCAGCCGGAAGGGCUCCUUGUACAACUGGACGCCCCCAAGCACCCCCAGCUUCCGGGAGAGGUACUACCUGUCCGUCCUGCAGCAGCCAGCGCAGCGGGCCUUGCUGGCGGGCAGGCCAAGGGCCCCCUCCGUCCUGAGCUGCCUGUCGGACAGCGGCCUGCAGGGCUCCGGCCUGCGGAGCCGGAGUCAGGAGCUGCCCGAGAUGGACUCCUUCAGCUCUGAGGACCCCCGGGACGCCGAGACCAGCACGUCGGCAUCCACCUCGGACGUGGGGUUCCUGUCCGUGGCCGCUGGCCCCGACGCCUCCAUUGAAGAGGAGGCCCAGGAGGACCCCCCACCCCUGGGCCUCCUGCCGGAGAUGGCCCACCUGGCGGGAGGCUCGUUGGUGGAGCAGCCUGGCUGGAGGAAUCUGGGAGUUGAGAGCCCCAUCCUGCCACGGGGCUCCCCAUUCCACAGCCACAGGAUCCCGGGUGGCCAGGAAGGCCGGGAUGAAGGAGAGACCAGGGACGGAGUGGAUGGGCCUGGGGCGACCCUCGAGAGGCCCCUGCAGGAGGUCCUGGACUUGCUGAGGUCCAUGGACUCGGCCCAGCCCCGGCUCCGGGAGCUGGAGUACCAGGUCCUCGGCUUCAGGGAGCGGCUGAAGCCCCGGGGAGCGCGCCAGGACCACGCCUCCGCCGAGAGCCUGAUGGAGUGCAUCCUGGAGAGCUUCGCCUUCCUCAACGCCGACCUCGCCCCGCAUGAGCUGUCCCUCCUGGGUGGGGGCCCGGGGCCCAGAAAGGACAGGACGCCACCCCCACCGCCAUCACUGAAAGCUUCGUCCGAGGAGCUCACGGCCGGCGCCCCGGAGCUGGACAUGCUGCUCUCGGUCCACCUCCAAGUCUGCCAAGCUCUGCUGGAGAAACUGGCCUCUCCUAAUUUGUCGAGGAUGGUCCAGGAACACCUUCUGGAAGAAGCUGUGCAGCAAAAGCAGGUCCUGGAGACGCUCUCUGUGCUUGAUUUUGAGAAGGUCAGCAAGGCGACCUCCAUUGAAGAGAUUCUCCCACAGGCCGCCCGGAGGAAGGGGUGUCUGAGGCUGUGGCGAGCGUGCACGGAGCCCGGCGGGGUCCUGUCCUGCCCCGCCACGGCGCUGCUAUGCCAGCUCAAGAGAACGUUCCUGCACCAAGUCAGAGGGAAGUACCCGGGACAGCUGGAAAUAGCGUGCCGCAGGCUCCUGGAGCAGGUGGUCAGCUGCGGCGGGCUGCUCCGCGGAGCCCGGCCCCCCGAAGAACAGACGGUCACCUGGUUCCAGUUCCACAGCUACCUGCAGAGGCAGAGUGUCUCCGACCUGGAGAAGCACUUCACCCAGCUCACCAAGGAAGUAACACUCGCUGAGGAGCUGCAGAGCACAGGGCAGGUCAAGACAGCCCGGAAGCUGCAGGGGAAGCGGCUGGACCAGCUCCAGCCCCUGCCACAGACGUUAAGGGCCUGGGCGCUGCUCCAGCUGCACGGGCCCCCGCGGGUGUGCAGGGUGGCCAGUGCUCGCCUGGCCAGCGCAGCCAAGAACAAGAGCUUUCGGGAAAAGGCUUUGCUCUACUACACCAACGCCCUGACGGAGGACGACGCACAACUGCAGCAAGCCGCAUGCGUGGCACUGCGACAUCUCAGGGGCAUCGAAAGCAUCGAUCAGAUCGCCAGCCUAUGCCAGUCUGACCUGGAGGCCGUGCGAGCAGCAGCCCGGGAAGCCACACUGUCAUUUGGUGAAAAAGGACGCUUAGCUUUUGAGAAGAUGGACAAACUUUGCUCAGAACAAAAAGAAGCCUUUUGCCAAGAGGCAGAUGUUGAAAUCACGAUAUUUUAAGAAGCCUCAGCUGAUGAGCUCAAAUCUGGCAUCUUGAUGUUUGCUGCUGCCCGGCUUCGACACGGGGACUGAGCUUCAGGUGGGGGCACCCUGUGUGCUCCCC